GUUGGAAAAGAUGAUUUGGAGACAAGUAAACCCACCCAAGUAAACACCAAAGCUCAGCUGAGUCACCCAUUGGUCAACCAGUACAGUCUGACUUUAGGUCAGGACCUCGGGCAGCAUGACACCAAGUCUCUCAUCAAGUGUGUGGAAACUCUCUCUUUCAUUGUUCGCGAUGCUGCCCACGUCACCCCAGACAACUUUGAGCUAUGUGUUCGAGCCAUACGCGUGUUUGUGGAGGCUAGCCUUAAUGGAGGUUAUCGAAACCAUGACAAGAAGAAAAACCACAAAUAUGACUCAAAGUCCCGGAUGAGAAAGAAACCAGUGGGUAGGGAGAGAGAAAUUGGAGGCAGCACAAGACGAGUUGGGAGUCGAUUAUCAAGUCAGCGUCCAUCACGUUCUCACAGUGACGAUGAGGAGGAUGAGGGUGUCCCAGCCAGCUAUCACACAGUGUCAUUACAGGUUAGUCAAGAUCUGUUGGACCUGAUGCACACCCUUCACACCCGGGCCGCCAGCAUCUACAGCUCCUGGGCAGAGGAACAGCACCAUCUAGAGCCCUCUGGCAAAAAGAUAGAAGCUGACUCUCAAACUUUGUGGACCAGCUGCUGGUGCCCACUACUGCAAGGAAUUGCUUGGCUAUGCUGCGAUGCCAGGCGACAAGUCCGCAUGCAGGCCCUCACUUACCUCCAAAGAGCACUGCUUGUCCAUGAUCUGCAGGCACUUGAUGCGGCUGAGUGGGAGUCCUGCUUCAACAAGGUGCUUUUUCCACUGCUGACUAAGCUACUGGACAACAUCAGUCCAGCAGAUGUGGGUGGUAUGGAGGAGACCAGAAUGAGAGCCUGCACACUGCUGUCAAAGGUCUUCCUGCAGCACCUUUCACCUCUACUUUCCCUGCCCACCUUCGCUGCCCUCUGGCUUACCAUUCUGGAUUUCAUGGACAAGUAUAUGCAUGCAGGGUCCAGUGAUUUACUGCUGGAGGCAAUUCCAGAGUCUCUAAAGAACAUGCUACUAGUGAUGGACACUGCAGGGAUUUUCCGCAGCUCUGACUCUAAGACUGGAUACUCAGACCUGUGGGAAAUAACAUGGGAACGUAUUGUGUGCUUUCUUCCAAACCUGAGGGAAGAACUCUUCAAACAGACAGUUACACCAGUUCGCACUUGA
Molecule: messenger RNA, 1155 nt
Organism: Fundulus heteroclitus (mummichog)
Lineage: Eukaryota; Metazoa; Chordata; Actinopteri; Cyprinodontiformes; Fundulidae
Product: Golgi-specific brefeldin A-resistance guanine nucleotide exchange factor 1-like
Exons: 8
Source: RefSeq, a predicted model, not a curated record